AAAAUCGAUAAAAAAACUGGAAACGGAGACGACAACAACUGAUUUCACGUGUGUCAUGGUGUUUUGUGCCUCACCGCUGGUACCGGCGAUUUCGUGCCCAGCAACGCCUCCUAGCGUGUAUCCAGUUUCCUGCCAGUCACAGUUUUUUUCAAACACGGCUGUCAUACCAAUUGCUACAUCGCCAACAUGGAAGCAGUCCUUUGGAAUGGAACAUGUGUGGCAGGUGGAAUUCCAACGGCUUUUUGCCCAGUAUUUUCCCCACCUGUGGUUCUUAUCACCGGUAGAAGAGAAGCCGACCGGUCCGUGGAAUGUAUUUGUUGAUUCUGCUAAAGUCCGCUUUUGUUGUGAGGUCUUAGCGAACGUCUACAACCGAGUGGGGCAGGUUUAUUACGGUUUCUAUCUGCCUCCAAUCCACAGAAGCCGCCGACCAGGAAAGCCUCGUACGCCGCACAACAGCGACCUCUGCCAGGCAUGUAAAGACGGUGUGUGUACCGAACGAAGAUGAUAAGACGACUCGAGGUAACCCAAGCAACAAUGUGAUCGUCAGUUGAAAGAAAACAAAUUAUAUAGAAUAAAAUAACCCGAAAACAUAAGGCCCUUGCCUUCUAAAAUGGCGGGUGAUAAAUCGGCGAAAAACCUGAGAGGAAUUGUGAAAAAAAAAAUAAAAACACCACGCUUGUUAUUCGAUCUUUCAAACUCAAUUUCAAUAUUUUGGGUUUUUUUUUUCCUAUUCAAAAUAAGUUUUAUCGCUUUUAGAAGAUAGGGCAUACAAUAUAGUGUUUUUUUAUUAUAUUUGUUUUUAGUUUUUUAUUUCAGUUAUUAUUAUUUUGUCAUGACCACAUUAAUUGUGAUUGUAUCUGCUUUAACGUCAAGAGUCAUUGAUUUAUUCUGUAAUAUCUAUUUGGCUUCGGAGUAAAGAUUUUAUUGUGUAUAUUAAAAUAACGAUUACAAUUAAUUUAUCUCUAGGUUUUUCAAGAAAUAUUAACUUCAAAAAAUUUAUUUCAAUGAAAUAUUGAUAAUGAAAAUAUAAAACUUGGGUCUUUAAGAAUAUAGUGUGUAAUAUUGUCAAAUAGAAAAAUGAAAGAGGGCGCUGCUAUGUGUGUUUUGGGCAAACGGGAAUUUCUCCCUGGAUACGCCACUGAGAACGUUAGUCCUAUAAAUAACUUCUUUUUUUUUAAUUACUGUACAGAAUAUAAAAUGAAAUAUUCUUUUUUGUUUAAAAAUUACAAUAUUUUAAAGUAGUUGAGAUAUUUACGGACGAAAAAGUGAAGCCCUAUGAAGAACUAAAUACGUUUAAUGUUUGUUAUUGUACGACAAUAUAGACAUCUUUUCAAAAUGCGAACCAUCUUAGUUUUAAAGUAUUAUCAAUAUGAAGUUUAAUUUGUUUACCUAAUACACGCACUAAACUAAUGUUGUUGCUGUUGCCAAGUGAUUGCUAGUAUUAUUUUUACAAGAAAUGUGUCGCUUCCAUUGUUAAUAAUGUGUACCAACAGUUUAGAAAUUACCCCUGGAGGCCAUUAGAGAAAUUUUUUCCCCCCUCUGCAGAACCUAUACUAAUGUUAGGUAAGUAAAUAAUAACAUAAAUAAAAUAUAGUCAAGUUUUCGACUGUUUCGUGUAAUAUUACGGUGGGAUGGGAUGUAAAGAGAUGAUUCAUUUCUGGCCCUGUUCGUAAAUAGACCUUUCACGAGGUCCAACUGUAUCUCAGGCCGACUCCCGGAUUCCAAUAGUGAUCAUUUUUGUAUAUCUCAAUAAGAGAGGCUAUACGAGCUGGAACUGAAUAUCAUGAGACGAGUCUUUGGGCACAAUAAAGGAUUCCAAUAGUGAUCAUUUUUGUAUAUCUCAAUAAGAGAGGCUAUACGAGCUGGAACUGAAUAUCAUGAGACGAGUUAUUGGGCACAAUGAAGGAUUAACUUUAUAUGUCCCACAAGUGGACCUUUUACGAGUUGAGUUUUGCGGGCUCCUGGGGCAGUUGCCUCUGUUGCCUCCACCUAUAUGUACGAUACUGUGACCUAUUAAAGAGGUCUCAGAAAAUAUAGUCGUGUAAGCAAGGACCGAGUGAGACAUUUUUUUUUUUAAAUAUACACCCCAUCGUAACAAACGGCCAUGUUGGCAGCCAGCCGAUUUUCGGUUGGAGCAUUUUCAUCAUUUCGAUUAAAUGAAUUGUCAUUUUGGAUAUAAGGAUUGUUUUUAAGUGUGUAUAAAAAAAGACUGUAAAAAUCGUGAUCUGAAUUCAUUUAAAAAUAAUACAUAAACUUUGUCAGUACACUAACUCUGAAGUUUUGUACUGGUUGUUUUACGCGAGAAAUCACUGUCAGCUAUACUGUUCCAAAACAUAUAUAUAUGAUAUAUACUAGCUAUAGUACUCGUCCCCUGGACGAAAUAUAUGAUUAAUGAAAGGUUAUCUUAAGACAUGAA
Messenger RNA from Limulus polyphemus (Atlantic horseshoe crab), 2416 nucleotides. RefSeq lists its product as uncharacterized. Gene Ontology annotation, molecular function: olfactory receptor binding. Gene Ontology annotation, biological process: protein insertion into membrane; protein targeting to membrane. NCBI's taxonomy places the organism in Eukaryota, Metazoa, Arthropoda, Merostomata, Xiphosura, Limulidae. The coding region runs from base 56 to 505 and encodes 149 amino acids. The transcript has 5 exons. The record is from RefSeq and is a predicted model, not a curated record.